Molecule: messenger RNA, 3078 nt
Organism: Leucoraja erinaceus (little skate)
Lineage: Eukaryota; Metazoa; Chordata; Chondrichthyes; Rajiformes; Rajidae
Exons: 8
Coding region: 744-1778 (344 amino acids)
Source: RefSeq, a predicted model, not a curated record
GUAAAGCAAUAACUCCCCUGUUCAACGUGUGGCAGGGUGGGAUAGUAACUGAUCGAUGUGAAGCCAAGGGGAAGGUUCCAGUGACUCGUCAGUGAAACUCCCCGAGAGGGAGGGAGCAAAGUAACUUAAUCACCUAACUGAGAGUUGUACCGAUACAGUUCAACGCUGGAAUAGAGAGCAGCAGUUGGAGAAACAGCGGAGAGAAUCCUAGGGGUAUAGAGAGAUUAAAGCCAGGAGCACAGGGAGGCAGAGAGAGGGAGAAGCCAGUGGAAAGAAGCAGGGGACUUGAUGGGCAGAGACAGUGAUCAAGAAUUUUAAGUUGAGGAGAAACGAAAUUCAAGGGAAAGGGUGGGGUGAGAGGCAGAACAAAUACAGCAGAAACAUAAUCAUUGAAGCAGGAGAUAGAGUGAGAAUUGAACUGGGAAACUGCAGAGUGUGAGAGAGAGAGAGAGAGACACUGAGGAGCAAGGAGGAACUGGCAAGGUACAGUGUUGUUGAGAGGAAGACUCAACUAAAGAUAGAGGGAAGGCAGACACAAAAUGCUGGAAUAACUCAGCUGGUCAGGCAGCAUCUCUGGAGGAAAGGACCAGGUGACGUUUCGGGUUGAGACCCUUCUUCAGACAAGGGAUAAGAGCAUUGUUCAGUAAAGGAUAGUUGAGAGAUUUCAACUGUAUACUUUUCUCGUCAGAGUGACUUCCUCGCUCUCAGCUCGUGUGGCCACCUGGCCUCUUUGUGACUGCCCCAUGCUUUACCUCACCAUGGACCUGCUGGUGUUCCGGACUCUAUUUGGAACUGUAGCUGACCUCUGUGGGUCUGCCAUCAUCUUCACUGUGCUCUCAGUCAUCAGCCUCCUCACCUACUUCGAUGUCCUCGAGAGUUUUGGUUUGUGCCGUUGGCUCUUCAAGACGUGUAAACCUGGGAUCAUUGCUGUGACGUCUGAAGUGAGCCUUUACUCUGAUGCAGGGAGAAAGUCUUCCCGAACACUGUCCUCGAUUGUGGAGAAGGUGAUGCUGCUGGAAUCGAACUUGUGCACAUCCGACAGUCAACAAUGUCACCACCCCAUGUACAGGAAGAAAUUAAGGAAUCUGCAUCAAGAGAUCAACCUGGUAGAUGACAGCUUGUGGAGACUCGCGGGCCAGUGUGGUGCAGCAGAGAGAGACCAGGGGACUGGCCAAACCUGCGCAUUCAACAAAGGCACCGAGAGGCUUCCCCACCCUACAGGGGGUGACAGUCCGCAGAAGAGCAUGAGGUUGGACAACAUAGUCACAUCCAGAGACAAGCAGAGGAUUCAACUCCUGCACAGCAAGCUUCACACCAUGAAAACAUACACCGAGGAAAGGUUAAAGUUAUUGACCAGCUUUGCAAACUGCCUUGAAUCGUACCAGCUCUGUUACUGCCCACUCCGCGCCUGGGUAAUGCAGACCCACAGGUUCCAGGAAUGGAUUCACACCGUACAAUGUGAGAGCGAGCUGGUGGUCAUCAGGAACCUCGGGCACCAGAAGAGAAUAGUGGAGGAAAUUGAAGAGAAAGCCCUCGAGCUGGGGAAAUGUUCGAGGGCGAUGAGUGAAUGUGUCUGUGCCUUUGAGAAAAUCAAGCUCCAGGCUGCCCCGUUUAAACAGAGCAUGACUCAGCACCAGCCUGCCUCUGUGGUGAAACCGGAGCUGACCUCCACCCUGCAAGGAGAGAUGACCAGCUUGAGGCAGCAGUUUCUGACGCUGGUGAGAAUAACAAAGUGCCACGUGACCCAUCUGCGGGGCUUGCUGUACACGAGGGUGUGAUGGAGCUGGAGUGCCAGAUACAGGGAGAGGCCGCUCUGUGGCAGGGCACCGCGCCACACUGCAACCCCCACACUCUCAAACGAACCAGCAUUCAAUUUGUUUUGCAAAGUGCACUGAAUAUUCCUGUCCUCCAGUCAGCACUGGUUGAACUGCACUAAUAGAUUUAACUGCACACGUUUCAGCAAAUGAUGCCCCACUUACAGGAACAGAGAGAAAGUCUUUCCAAAUAGUCUGCAGUCAGGCAGCACCUGGGGAGCUUCACGUUUGAGGACAACCCUUGCCAACAAUGGAAGAAAGGUUGAUUGAACAAUACAGCAUGGAAACAGGCCCCUCGGCCCAUCGAGCCCAUGCAGACCAUCGAUCACUCGUCCACUCCCUACACACUAGAGGCAAUUUACAGAGGGCCAAUUAACCUACAAACCUGCACAUCUUUGGGAUGUGGGAAGAAACCAGAGCUCCCGGAGGAAACCUACGCAGUUGCAGGGAGAGCAUGCAAACUCCAUACAGACAGCACCUGAGGUUCGGGAUCUAAAUCGGGUCUGUGGUGCAGUGCGGGACAGCUCUUACCUGCUGCCCAGAUGGAUGAGCCUGGCGUGAGUGAAGGCCGCGGAAACUAAGCUGAGGUUUAAACCAUCAGCCAGCGUCUCCAUGUAGGAUAACGUAUACCACCUAUGUAACACCUUCCCCCACCUCGCCCCUCACCAUUUCCUCUGCCCAUCCUCCCAAUACAUCUGUAUUCCAUCCUCGUCUCGAUUGUGGUCCCUGGGAGGGUUUCCUUUAGAGAUACAGAUGUAAACAGGCCCUUCGGCCCACUGAGUCGACAUUGACCACUCCUAUACUAGUUCUAUGUUAUCCCACUUUCACUCCCUGCACACUAGGGGUAAUUAACCUACAAACCCGCACGUCUUUGAAAUGGGGGAGGAAAUUGGAACACCCGGAGUCACAGGGAGAACGUGCAAACUCUGCAUGGACAGCACCUGUAGUCAGGAUCGAACCCGGGCCUCUAGCGCUGCGAGGCAGCAGCUCUACCCGCUGCGCCACCGUGCCACCUGUGGUUCUUGGUUACUUGCAGCGACUACAUCAACCUUGCAGAAUGAAAGGAAGAGACAGAGGACCACAGCCACAGCCAGACCUACUUGCUUCCCCCCACACCGCCUCCUUCACCAUCCUCCCCUCUCCCACCACAACUGUCCACUACAGCAAGCAAAUCAUCUUACUGGCUGUAAAAUACUUUCAGAAACCCUGAGGUUCUGAAAAGUCCUGAAUAAAAACAGGUUAUCCGUAUCACAGUGUGUGCUUU